Rasamsonia emersonii CBS 393.64 is the source of this 900-nucleotide messenger RNA. RefSeq names its product Mitochondrial 2-oxodicarboxylate carrier 1. The coding region runs from base 1 to 900 and encodes 299 amino acids. Gene Ontology annotation, biological process: transmembrane transport. The transcript has 4 exons. The record is from RefSeq and is a predicted model, not a curated record. NCBI's taxonomy places the organism in Eukaryota, Fungi, Ascomycota, Eurotiomycetes, Eurotiales, Trichocomaceae.
AUGUCGUCCUCCAAGGAUAAGAAGCCUCUGCCCUUCAUUUACCAAUUCACCGCCGGCGCGGUAGCCGGUGUUUCUGAAGUACCCAUUGGAUGUCGUCAAGACGCGAGUUUGCAAAAGGGUGCUGGUGUCGGUGAGGAGGCGUACAAGGGCAUGUUUGACUGCUUCAGCAAGAUCAUCAGGCAUGAAGGCGUCUCCCGUCUCUACCGCGGUAUCACCGCCCCUAUCCUGAUGGAGGCUCCCAAGCGUGCCACCAAGUUCGCCGCCAACGACAGCUGGGGUGCGUUCUACCGUAAGCUUUUUGGUGUUCAGAAACAGACCCAGUCGCUGGCCGUCCUGACUGGUGCCACCGCCGGUGCGACUGAAGCCUUUGUGGUUGUCCCCUUUGAGCUGGUCAAGAUCCGUCUGCAGGACAAGGCCUCGGCGGGCAAGUACAAGGGAAUGCUGGAUGUCGUUGGCAAGAUCAUCAAGGAAGAGGGCCCUCUGGCGCUGUACAACGGCCUCGAGUCCACCCUGUGGCGUCACAUCCUCUGGAACGGCGGCUACUUUGGAUGCAUUUUCCAGGUGCGCGCGCUGCUGCCCAAGGCGGAGGAGGGGAACCGGUCGCAGCAGAUCCGCAAUGACCUGAUCGCCGGUACGAUCGGCGGCACGGCCGGCACGAUCCUCAACACGCCCAUGGACGUGGUCAAGUCGCGUAUCCAGAACAGCCCCAAGAUCCCGGGCCAGGUGCCCAAGUACAACUGGGCCUGGCCAUCCGUCGGCCUGGUGUUCAAGGAGGAAGGCUUCGGCGCGCUCUACAAGGGAUUCAUCCCCAAGGUUCUGCGGCUGGGUCCCGGAGGCGGUAUCCUGUUGGUCGUCUUUACCGGUGUGAUGGACUUUUUCCGAAAGAUCCGUGGAGAGUAA